Chaetomium strumarium is the source of this 783-nucleotide messenger RNA. RefSeq lists its product as uncharacterized. The record is from RefSeq and is a predicted model, not a curated record. The transcript has 6 exons. Gene Ontology annotation, molecular function: oxidoreductase activity. NCBI's taxonomy places the organism in Eukaryota, Fungi, Ascomycota, Sordariomycetes, Sordariales, Chaetomiaceae. The coding region runs from base 1 to 783 and encodes 260 amino acids.
AUGGCGACGGUGACGUCUUCUAUCAAUUACACGGCGCCACUGGAUCUCUACAAGGUUGAGAAACCCUUCUACUCUAACGUUCCUGCUCCGGAUGGCCGGCAAAGCAACCAGGUUGCCUGGAAAUACGACGCCAUCGAGUUCCAUGACAUCCGUGCUGAUGUCUCACGGUUCACCCUCGACGAGAACGGAUUCGAGAUCUUCCGGUUUGGAGAAGAGUCGGAAGAAGGAGUCGACAAGUUUGACUCGGACUCCUGGAUAGAGCAAAGCUACUAUCCGGUCGUUGAGAGCCUGCUCAAAGCCCGCUUGGGAGACGUUGUUGUCAAAGUCUUUGAUCACACAGUCCGCAGGCGGAAGACCGCGUCGGAUCUGCUGCAGAUCGCGGGGAAGUACAUCCGUGCAACACGCCAGCCCAGUUUCUCUGCGCAUUGUGGUUUUCCCUUUGUCCAAGACCAAACGCUCUUGAGCGGAGAGAAUCGUAUCAAAUUCCACAUGGGACCGGCGGCGGCGGAUCUGCUGAAAAGACGGUGCCGGAUCAUUAACGUUUGGAGGCCGCUCUUUGGGCCACUCGAGGACUGUCCGCUGACCUACUGUGACUGGCGCACGGUCGACAUAGCCAGGGACUACAAGCCAGCGGACCUCAUAUUCCCUCACUACAUUGGGGAACAAUACUUGGUUACACAGCAUCCGGACCAUCGUUGGCAUUUCCUCAGUGGACAGCGCACCAACGAGUUCACGCUGCUAAAGUGUUGGGACAACAGGACCGAUGUGGCUCGAUCUGCGUGA